AUGACUUUACAGGAAGACGCGUUCUACACCCGUCCAUCCAUCCGCAUCAACGUCCCCGACCAUCUGAAGAAUCUCCUUGUUGACGAUUGGGAGAAUGUCACGAAAUCACUCCUUCUCGUUCCUUUACCGAGUCAAGCUCCAGCAAACUACAUCAUCGACGAAUAUUUCAACGAAGAGAAGUUGAACCGCCUGCCUACUUCGGCUGAUGCGGACAUCCUGGAGGAGUUUUGUGCUGGCUUGAAGAUGUACUUUGAGAAAGCGGUCGGUAAGAUCUUAUUGUACCGCUUUGAGAGAAGUCAGCUAGCAGAGGUUCGGAAGCUCUGGGAGUCCGGACGGUACAAGGAUUGGGAGGGCAAGGGUCCUGGUGAUUGUUAUGGGGCUGAACACCUGACGCGCAUGAUUGUUAACCUGCCGGAGAUGAUUGCUCAAACUAAUAUGGACGCGGAGGCUGUUGCUCGCUUGAAGACCGAACUCAGCAAGUUCACCCUCUGGCUGUCGAGAAACAGUGCGAAAUACUUCUGUGCGAAGUACGAGAAACCCACUGCUGAAUACAUCGAGAAUGCCCGCUAG
Molecule: messenger RNA, 570 nt
Organism: Fonsecaea nubica
Lineage: Eukaryota; Fungi; Ascomycota; Eurotiomycetes; Chaetothyriales; Herpotrichiellaceae
Exons: 2
Coding region: 1-570 (189 amino acids)
Biological process (GO): chromatin organization; regulation of DNA-templated transcription
Cellular component (GO): NuA4 histone acetyltransferase complex; nucleus; Rpd3S complex
Source: RefSeq, a predicted model, not a curated record